AUGGCUUCAACCUCGAAUGAGAGUCCAAGGAACCAGGAGAAGGACGCCAGCACACGCGAGGCCGCGAUAGAUACCUCCGUCAUCGCAACAGACAACACAAGCAGUAACGACAGCCCUCCGACAUCAUCGUCUCAAGCAUCACCCACUGCAGAGAAGUCAACAACGACCCCUGCUGGACCUCCUGACGGCGGUUUGCAAGCAUGGCUCCACAUCCUUGGGUCUUUCUUCAUCUACUUUAACACAUGGGGUCUCAUCUCGAGCUUCGGCGCCUUCCAGGCCUACUACCAGUCCGAUCUCCUGAAGAAUAAUACUGCCUUUGAGAUCUCGACAAUUGGUUCUCUACAGAACUUUCUUAUGGUCUUUUUGGGUUUUAUCAUUGGCCCAAUCUACGACCUGGGCUAUUCACGAUACCUGCUCGUGGUAGGAUCUAUCCUGGUGCUGGUCGGGCUCAUUCUCCAAGCGUUCUGCCAGAACCUAUGGCAAUUCCUCCUCUGUCAAGGCCUCAUCAUCGGUCUUGGAACGGGAUGUCUGUCCACACUAGGCGUUGCGCUCCCAUCGCAAUGGUUCUCGACUAGGCUGGCGCUUGCCAAUGGCAUCGCGGCAAACGGUAGCGGUGUUGGCGGUCUUGUCCUCCCAGCAAUGUUCCGAGCAAUCCAGCCCAAGAUCGGCUUCCGACGGACAGUCCUUGUCUUCGCGCUCAUUGCGCUUGUGACGCUCGGCGUAGCCAACCUCGUCAUCAAGACAUCGAAGCUCAAGAUCCCCCUCAAGCGGCGCCCGCUCGUCGACAAGUCCGUCUUCCGCGACCUUCCGUUUCUCCUCUUCCUCGGCGCCUGCUGUCUGCUCUUCCUGGGCAUGUACACACCGUACGUCUACGUGCAGAGCUACGCCCUCGAAAACCACAUGGCUAGCGAGAACGUCGCGCUCUAUCUUCUCUCGAUGCUCAACGGCGCCUCCAUCGUUGGGCGCAUCAUCCCCAACUUCUUCGCGCCCUAUAUUGGCAUCAUGAACAUGAUUGCUAGCGCCGUAUUCGUUAUGUCAAUUGCCGCCUUCUGUUUCGCGGCGACGAACAGCCAGGCUUCGCUCAUUGCCGUCACUGUGGUGUACGGCUUCUUCAGCGGAACCUUCUUUGGCUUGCAGCCGACUACAUUCGUCAAGCUUACAGCUGACAAGAGUUACAUGGGCACCAGGUUUGGUAUGGCAUUUACUGUCAUGUCGGUGGCACUGCUGUUCGGAUCGCCCAUUGCUGGCGCGCUGUCCAGGUCACAUGGGUAUUUGAGCGGUUGGAUCUGGUCGGGAUGCUGCCUUGCGGCUAGUGGUGUCACGAUUUGCAUCGCGCGCGGGUUUGCUGGUGGCUGGAAGCUGAAUAAGGCGGUUUGA
Colletotrichum fioriniae is the source of this 1377-nucleotide messenger RNA. The record is from RefSeq and is a predicted model, not a curated record. Lineage: Eukaryota; Fungi; Ascomycota; Sordariomycetes; Glomerellales; Glomerellaceae.